Molecule: messenger RNA, 1240 nt
Organism: Durio zibethinus
Lineage: Eukaryota; Viridiplantae; Streptophyta; Magnoliopsida; Malvales; Malvaceae
Source: RefSeq, a predicted model, not a curated record
GGGGGCUUACAAAGUAAUAAUGGGUGCAACACUGGUAAUGGUGGUGAGCAUUGCCAUUGUAUUAGGUCUAAUCCUAGUGCUGCUAGCGGAGCUCUAUUGCUCUCUCUUACUCCGCAGGCGUCAGCUCAAAGAGUCAACCUCCGGCUCUACAGUUAGCAACACCGCAACGGCUGCCGUUGCUGCCACCACCCCCACCAAUGCUACUUCUUCCUUUCCUCCUCAAGAUAAUCACCAAGACCAAUCGACCAGUUCCCUCAGUAGCUUCUAUGCACAUGGAGUUCUUCAUGCACCGAGGAACUUCCUCUUCCCUGCUGUACUCCCUUGCAAACAAAAGAGACUUGAAAAUGAGAACCAUCUCACUUACCUUCAUCAAGUCCUUGAAGUCCAUGUGCAUGAAUCAAACACAAGCCCUCAUCAAAUUGGUAUCUUAUCUCCUACAUCUCCAUCGACUUCCUUUGCGACCUCACCGAACCCUGUUCAAGAAAUCUCAGUUCAAGUUGGCACUAGGAGUACUAAUACUUGUUCUGGUCCUUGUGUGGAGAAUUUUGUUUACAUAUCGAAUCCUAUUUACGACAAUGAUGCUGGCAGCCCAGAUACUCAGUUCGAGACUCCAGAUACAUCCCCUUCACGUUUAGAAAGCAGCGGUUCUUCAGGGGACGAUGAUGGCAAGGCUCAGCCUUGUCAAUCUCAUGUUAGACACUACUCACCCCCAAUGACACCUCCAUUGAGUCCAAUGAAGAAACUACCAGCUCAGGCUUGUUCUGUCUCUCUUAGAGAUGCUAGGUCUUUAGGUACUUUGGGUAGUGAUUCUAAUAGUAAAAAUGGUCCUUCAUCAUCUUCAUCAGGUUCUCCAUUCACUUCUCCUUCAUGGUGAUUAGACUUAAUUUCUGUUAAAACUAGCUCUUAGGCAUUGAACGUUUAUUUUAAUCUUUUUUUGACGGCAAUGCUUUCUUGAAUUCAUUGAUUCUGGGGGUGUUUCUGGAAAGUUGUAGACAGCAGAAAAACAAAGCUUUAUGGUUUUGUGUUUUCGGGAUAUUGAAUAACGCAUGUGAUAUUGCAAACUGACAACAGUACUAAAGGACCAAAAGAAAUAGAAAAUUUAAAAAGCAAAAAAAAAAAAAAAAAUUCUCUCUGUUUUUGAGGGGCCUCGAAUGGUGAUUUCUAUGCAUUAAAAGCCAAAACACGAAAUGGUCACCUGCGAGGCUUUAUCCACAUUAUAUAAUGACACGUCUUGUUGGUU